UACACACAAAAUCAUCAUUAGAUAGAAAGUCAUUUCUCUGAUGUUCUAAACAGCGGCCAUUUUACCUACAUCUGUCACCACUCACGAACAAGACUUGUACAAGAGGCCAGCGUUGAGGUGCCGCUGCAGCAAGAGUCACCUCCGCGAGAAGCACCACCACAAGUAACAUUGCCCUGACAAGUGCCGCCACGAGGUCUGUCGGCUUUCCCCCGCUGGUAGGCGAGACUGCAUCGCGUGAUUCGCUGUUUCCACGCGAGUUGCGAUUUUGAACGUCGAUCCAAAAAAAGUGACUUUUAGGCGACUCGAGAUCGGAGAAGGAGAAGAAGAUUGUGGACUCGUAAAAUCUUACUGGUUGAAACGCGAUUUUGACUACCUUGGUUAGCUCGUUUCUUUCCCUCAUUCUCCGAUUCCACAAUGCAAAGGCUAACCCCAAACUGCACAAUUUGGAGGGGCAUAGCCUCUAAGGUCAGAAAAAACUUGUUUUUCAUCAAUGACCCUUUUGCUGUGCGGUCUUUCUCUGCGGUUCCCCUUGCAGCAGCCACAAAAUUGUAUAAACCGGAGAUUCCGUGCGAUUUCCAGAAAUGGGCUUCGAUUGGAUUCUGUAGGACGUCGAAGUUCGCCUCUGGGUUCAACCCUCUGCAACCGAAACCUUUGGAUUCUAUUGUAGAUAUCCAGAGGUUGAAAGAUCGAUAUCCUGAAGAUAUUGCUUCUAUUUGGGAUGAUUAUCACAUAGGAAGAGGUCAUAUUGGAGCAUCUAUGAAAGCAAAACUUUAUCACUUGCUGGAACAUAGAGCUUCAGAGUGCCGAUACUUUGUGAUUCCUUUGUGGAGGGGAAGUGGAUACACUACAAUGUUUGUUCAAGCCAGUGCAAAUGCGUAUCCAGCUUCUUCAAGUAGCCAGUCCUCCAAGUCAGUGCAUCUUCAUCCAACAGGCUACAUAUCACUAGUGCAGGUCACGCUGUCUUCUCCAAUCUAUCCAGUUAAGUUCCUUACUGCUGGCAGCAGGUUGCUGCAACAGCUUAGACCAGUUCCAGCCAGGUCUCUUUGGCAGCAGACGCCCCACAUGCUUUUUACAGGUCUUGAAGAUUACAAGGCCAGGGGAACACAAGCAUCACCCUAUUUUACUGUCUCCUUUUACACUGAAUUUGCAGAGAGCAAGGAUCUGGUACUGAUCCGUGGGGAUGUCGUAUUUACCAGCAAGCUUACUGAUUCAGAGGCAGAAUGGCUUUUGGAAACUGCUCAGUCUUUUUAUUUGAAUGAUGCAAGGUACAAGCUGGUUGAGAGGUUCAACAGAGAGACACGUGAUUUUGAGUUCAAAGAUGUCUUGCAAAUACUGAACAUGCCUAUUUUGUAACCUUUUUUGAAUUGAACAACUGCUAAACUAACAGCGUGAGGACAAAGCAGAAGGGAGGAUUUGAUCACGGAUGAAAUUGCAAACGAAGGAUAGGAAGAACAGUAACUUUUUCAUUAUUUAGUCAUAUUCUUUUGCACAAGGAAGAGUGUCUUGGACUGAGCUUCCUCUUAUAUUGUAGUCUUAGAUUCAGUCUUUAUUUUUCUUUCAUGCUGAUUCAAUAAAUAGAUCUUGUAUUGAAUCACUGCUUCAAAACAUUUACAAACAAACAGGUAAAAUAGAAAAAGAAGUUUUGUUUUUGUCA
Vigna angularis (adzuki bean) is the source of this 1654-nucleotide messenger RNA. RefSeq lists its product as uncharacterized. NCBI's taxonomy places the organism in Eukaryota, Viridiplantae, Streptophyta, Magnoliopsida, Fabales, Fabaceae. The record is from RefSeq and is a predicted model, not a curated record. Gene Ontology annotation, cellular component: mitochondrion. The transcript has 5 exons. Gene Ontology annotation, biological process: mitochondrial proton-transporting ATP synthase complex assembly. Bases 415 to 1353 code for a protein of 312 amino acids.